AGAAAAUAUAUCUAUUUUCGUUUCUUGCUGUGUUUUUCUGUGAUUAUGUGCGGAUUUAUGAUGGAGAAUUAAAAUGGUGAGGAAGAAAAAGCUGCUGGUGUUUGAAAUUUGUGGAAGCAUGAUGUGGGAUGGAUAAACAACAAGGAAGCUCUACUAUGGCCUCUAAUGACCCAGACCCUCUUGACCCCCCUUGUGACCCCCAGCCUGGUGACCUCAUCGAGAUCUUCAGACCAGCCUAUCAGCACUGGGCUCUCUACCUGGGAGAUGGUUACAUCAUCAACCUAACCCCUGUUGACGAGAGCCAGGCGGCUGCCAUGUCCAGUGUGAAGUCAGUCUUCAGCCGCAAGGCGGUGGUGCGUAUGCAGCUGCUGAAGGAGGUGGUGGGAGGCGAUUCGUACCGCGUCAACAACAAGUACGACGACAACCACACACCGCUGCCCGUCUGCGAAAUUAUCCAGCGAGCUCAAGUCCUCAUUGGCCAGGAGGUGUCCUAUGAUCUGCUGGGGAGUAACUGCGAGCACUUUGUCACCCUUCUGCGCUACGGGGAGGGGGUAUCUGAGCAGGCUACGCGGGCCAUUGGGGCCAUCAGUUUGAUGACGGCUGCAGCCAGUGCCUUCUCUGUGCUGGGACUGAUCAACACGCGAUCCAGAAACAGGCCCUUCUGAUUGCUGCCUUCUUCUCUGUAGGAUGCUGUUUCCCAGCCUUCAUGUGACUACUGAGUAGGGCUGCACGAUAUGGACAAAAUUUCAUACCUCGAUAUUUAUGCAAAAUGUCUCAAUAGCGAUAUAAUAUGACUAUGAGUUCAUACUCUUCUGAAAUUUUAAGUGUAGCAACAGUGAAAAUUGAGCAUUCUUCAGAAAAUAGCAUCAUAACACCAAACUGACAUAGAAAUGGACAUAGAAAAAGCUGUUACUUCACAAAGCAUUUUUUUGAUCAUAACAGAACAAUCAACCCUAAAUUUGAUAUCGCUGAUAUGUUCAUAUCUACAUAACAAUAUGGUAACAAUAUAUUGUUCAGCCCUACUGAGUCAUGUUAGCAAUGACAAAAAAA
Molecule: messenger RNA, 1050 nt
Organism: Myripristis murdjan (pinecone soldierfish)
Lineage: Eukaryota; Metazoa; Chordata; Actinopteri; Holocentriformes; Holocentridae
Gene: plaat1
Product: phospholipase A and acyltransferase 1
Exons: 5
Coding region: 129-665 (178 amino acids)
Biological process (GO): N-acylphosphatidylethanolamine metabolic process
Cellular component (GO): cytoplasm
Molecular function (GO): glycerophospholipid phospholipase A1 activity; A2-type glycerophospholipase activity
Source: RefSeq, a predicted model, not a curated record